AUGGCCGCGGAGAGGAGCGUUGGCGUUGGCCGGGCGAGGCCUCCCCUGGUCGCCAUGGCGCUGCUGGGCCUCCUGUUGUCGGCGGGGGCCAUCGAGUUCGGCGGCGCCCCGGGCCAGUGGGCGCGCUAUGCCCGCUGGGAGGCGGGCGCGGUGGGCGAGCUGAGCUUCAGCCUCAAGACCAACGUCAGCAAGGCGCUGGUGCUCUACCUGGACGACGGCGGCAACUGCGACUUCCUGGAGCUGCUGAUCUCCGGCGGGCACCUGCAGCUGCGAUUCGCCAUCCACUGCGCCGAGCCCGCCGCCGUCGCCAUGGAGACGCGCGUCGGCGACGACCGCUGGCACAUGGUGCUGCUCACCCGCAACUACCGCGAGACCGUGCUGAUGGUGGACGGCGAGACCAAGGUGGCCGAGGUGCGCUCCAAGCGCAAGGAGAUGGCGGUGGUCAGCGACCUGUUCGUGGGCGGCAUCCCGCCGGACGUGCGUCUCUCGGCGCUCACGUCCAGCACGGUCAAGUACGAGCCGCCGUUCCUGGGGCUGAUCUCCAACCUGAAGGUGGGCGAGACUCCCCCCGCGCUGCUCAACAGCCAGGGCAUCCAGAGCGACCUGGAGCACCUGUGCACCAAGCAGAACCCCUGUCUCAACGGAGGCUUCUGCUCCAUCCAGUUCGGAGAGGUCCACUGCGACUGCUCGCACACGCGCUUCAAGGGGAAGUACUGCAAGGAAGGUCUGGCGCACCUGACGUUAAACAACCAAGGGAGGGAAGAGUCUGUGGCCACGUUCAAAGGGAACGAGUUCUUCUGCUACGACCUGUCUCUGACGCCGAUCCAGAGCAGCACGGACGAGAUCACGCUGUCGUUCCGCACGCUGCAGCGCAACGGGCUCAUGCUGCACACGGGCAAGUCGGCCGACUACGUCAACCUGUCGCUCAAGAGCGGCGCCGUCUGGCUCGUCAUCAACCUGGGCUCCGGCGCCUUCGAGGCCCUCGUCGAGCCCGUCAACGGCAAGUUCAACGACAACACCUGGCACGACGUUAAAGUCACACGCAACCUGCGGCAGCACGCAGGCAUUGGACACGCUAUGGUGACGAUCGCGGUGGACGGCAUCCUGACCACCACGGGCUACACGCAGGAGGACUACACCAUGCUGGGCUCCGACGACUUCUUCUACAUCGGCGGCAGCCCCAACACCGCCGACCUGCCCGGCUCGCCCGUCAGCAACAACUUCAUGGGCUGCCUCAAAGACGUGGUCUAUAAGAACAACGACUUCAAGCUGGAGCUGUCCCGCCUGGCCAUCGACCGCGACCCCAAGAUCAGUCUCCAGGGCGACCUGGUGUUCCGCUGCGAGGACGUGGCAGCGCUGGACCCGGUCACGUUCGAGACGCCCGAGUCGUACAUCGCCCUGCCCAAGUGGGACACCAAGAAGACGGGCUCCAUCUCCUUUGACUUCCGCACCACGGAGCCCAGCGGCCUGCUGCUCUUCAGCCACGGAAAGAUCCAGAACCCCAAGGAGCAGCGCGUGGGCCGCGACCUCAAGGCCGACUACUUCGCCAUGGAGCUGCUGGACGGCUACCUGUUCCUGCUGAUGGACAUGGGCUCGGGCAGCAUCAAGCUCAAGGCCAGCAACAAGAAGGUCAACGACGGGGACUGGUGCCACGUGGACUUCCAGAGGGAGGGGCGCAAAGGCUCCAUCUCCGUGAACAGCCGCACGAUGCCCUUCAACUCCAACGAGGGCAGUGACUUCCUGGACCUGGACGGGGACAUGUUCCUGGGCGGGCUGCCCGAGACGCGUCAGGACAUGGUGCUGCCGCCGGAGGUGUGGACGGCGCUGCUCAACUACGGCUACGUGGGCUGCGUGCGCGACCUCUUCAUCGACGGCAAGAGCCGGGACGUGCGGCGGCUGGCGGAGAUCCAGAGCGUGCCGGGCGUGAGCAGCUUCUGCACGCGAGAGCUCCAGAAGCGGUGCAGCAGCGCCCCCUGUGCCAACGCCGGGCUCUGCAAGGAGGGCUGGAACCGCUACGUCUGCGACUGCACCGGCACCGGAUACCUCGGGCCCAACUGCGACAUCGAGGCGACGGUGCUGAGCUACGACGGCAGCAUGUACCUGAAGAUCAUCAUGCCGCGCACCAUGCACACGGAGGCGGAGGACGUGGCCCUGCGCUUCAUGUCCCAGCGCGCCUACGGCCUGCUCAUGGCCACCACCUCCAAGGAGUCCGCCGACACGCUGCGCCUCGAGCUGGACGGGGGCCGCGUCAAGCUCACCGUCAACCUAGAUUGUAUCAGGAUAGACUGUAAUCUAAGUAAGGGGCCUGAGACGGUGUACGCUGGCCAGAAGCUCAAUGAUAACGAGUGGCACAUGGUGAAGGUGACCAGGAGAGGCAAGAACCUGCAGCUCACAGUGGACAACAUCACCACGGAAGGUCAGAUGACGGGCGCGCACACGCGUCUGGAGUUCCACAACAUCGAGACGGGCAUCAUGACGGAGCGGCGCUUCAUCUCCGUGGUGCCCUCCAACUUCAUCGGGCACCUGCAGGGCCUGACGCUCAACGGCGCCCCCUACCUGGACCAGUGCAAGAACGGCGACAUCUCGCACUGCGAGCUCAACGCGCGCUUCGGCAUGCGCCACAUCAUCGCCGACCCGGUGAUCUUCCGCGGCAGAGGCAGCUACCUGGCGCUAGCCACGCUACAGGCCUACGCCUCCAUGCACCUCUUCUUCCAGUUCAAGACCACCACGGCCGACGGCCUGCUGCUAUUCAACAGCGGAGACGGCAGCGACUUCAUCGUGGUGGAGCUCGUCAAAGGGUACAUCCACUACGUGUUCAACCUGGGCAACGGGCCGUCUCUGAUGAAGGGCAACUCGGACAAGCCGCUGAACGACAACCAGUGGCACAACGUGGUGGUGUCCCGGGACAGCAACAACGUGCACACCCUCAAGAUCGACUCCCGCACCGUCACACAGCACUCCAAUGGAGCCCGCAACCUGGACCUCAAAGGAGAGCUGUACAUCGGCGGCGUGGCGAAGAACAUGUACACGGGUCUGCCCAAGCUGAUCGCGUCCCGGGACGGCUACCAGGGCUGCCUGGCCUCCGUGGACCUGAACGGGCGCCUCCCCGACCUCAUCGCAGACGCCCUCCACAGAGUGGGCCAGGUGGAACGAGGCUGCGACGGACCCAGCACCACCUGUACGGAGGACUCCUGCUCGAAUCAGGGGGUGUGUCUGCAACAGUGGGAGGGCUUUUCCUGCGACUGCACCAUGACGUCCUAUGGAGGCACAUUCUGCAGUGACCCUGGGACGACCUACAUCUUCGGCAGGGGAGGAGCCCUCAUCACGUACACCUGGCCGCCCAACGACAGGCCGAGCACGCGGGCGGACCGUCUGGCCGUGGGCUUCAGCACGCAGCUCAAGGACGCCGUGCUGGUCAGGGUGGAGAGCGCGCAGGGACUCGGAGACUACCUGGAGGUCCACAUAGAGCGGGGAAAGGUCGGCGUGAUCUUCAACGUGGGAACGGACGACAUCAGCAUCGAGGAGAGCGCGGUGGCGGUGAGCGAUGGCAAGUACCACGUGGUUCGCUUCACACGCAGCGGCGGGAACGCCACCCUACAGGUGGACAACCAGCCCGUCAUCGAGCGCUUCCCCUCAGGGAGCUUUGAUAACGAACGCCUGGCAAUUGCUAGACAAAGAAUCCCGUUUCGACUCGGUCGAGUAGUCGACGAGUGGCUACUCGAGAAAGGUCGUCAGCUGACCAUCUUCAACAGCCAGGCGUUGAUAAAGAUCGGCGGCGGUGAGAAGGGUCGUCACUUCCAGGGCCAGGUGUCGGGGCUCUACUACAACGGGCUGCAGGUGCUCAAGCUGGCUGCCGAGGGCAACGCCAACGUGCAGGUGCAGGGGAACCUGCGUCUGGUGGGCGACGUGCCCUCUGUGUUGGCAACCGACACCACGGCAACCACGCCGCUCGCCGACAUGUCCACCACCAUCAUGGAGACCACCACCACCAUGGCAACCACCACCACCCGCAAACAGCGCUCGCCAACCAUACGGGACAGUGUCACACAGAACACAGACGAUCUGUUGGUCGCCUCAGCGGAAUGUCCAAGUGAUGACGAGGACCUUGAGGAGUGUGAGCCGGGAAAUGGAGGUGAACUAGUGUUGCCCAUUAUUACAGUGGACUCGCUUGACCCCCCCUCGCUUGGCCCCCCCUCCAUGGCCACCCGCUUCCCUGUCCUCCCCCCGCCCCCAACCUACCGCCCCCUCCUCACGCUGCUCGAGACCACUCGGGAGGAGUCGCUGACCCUGCCUAACGGCGGGGCGCGACCGCCCUGCCCCCUGGACCAGGAGGACUGCGACGAGCCCGCGGAGGUGUCGGCCUACGGCUCGGGCGAGAUGACCGAGUCGGACGACGAGGACUAUAACAAAAACUCGCCCCUCGUCACCGACCGCACCCUCCUCCCCCCUCCUCCUCCUCCGGCCGUGGCGGCCGAGGGCAGCGUCCAGCUGGGCCCCCGCGACCGCCACUUCUCCCGUGCCCCCCCCUUACCCCCUAGCAACAGCAACAACAACAACCCCCCCGACUCCCCGCACCACCACCGCCCGCCCUUCUCCUCCACCCCCACCGCCAACCCCGAGCAGCUCGGCCCUCGGGUGAAGCCUGGCGGCCCGGCGGGCAAGAUGAACACCCGAGGCCAGGUGCUGCUGCCGCCCCCCGUAGCCCCCGGGUCCACGGACCCGGACCGGCCGCUGGGCGUCACACACCCACCCAACUUCCCCCGUGUUCCCACCACAGAUCCGUCCUCGCCGGACCGAGGCCCGCCCGGCGCCGUGGAGGUGAUCCGUGAGUCCAGCAGCACCACGGGCAUGGUGGUGGGCAUCGUCGCCGCGGCGGCGCUCUGCAUCCUCAUCCUGCUCUACGCCAUGUACAAGUACCGCAACCGCGACGAGGGCUCCUACCAGGUGGACCAGAGCCGCAACUACAUCAGCAACUCGGCCACCACGCAGAGCAACGGCACGCUGGUCAAGGAGAAGCAGCCGGGCGCCGCCAAGACCAGCACCAAGAACAAGAAGAACAAGGACAAGGAGUACUACGUCUGAGGGACCCGCCUCUGGAGAGAGGGGGAGGAGCGGAGAGAGAGGGAGACGC
Messenger RNA from Sardina pilchardus (European sardine), 5131 nucleotides. Its product is annotated as neurexin-1-like. Lineage: Eukaryota; Metazoa; Chordata; Actinopteri; Clupeiformes; Clupeidae. The coding region runs from base 1 to 5082 and encodes 1693 amino acids. The record is from RefSeq and is a predicted model, not a curated record. The transcript has 21 exons.